GCAUUUUCGAUCGAAUUGGAUUGAUUUUUUGUCUAAAAAGUAUUUUGUUUCGAUAUUUGUUCCAUUUACCGAUACGAUCGUUGUUGAAGAAGAAGAACCGAAAAAAAACGAAUCCAAUAAUGCCAUAUUCGAAACCAAUUUCGAAACAACAAUUAUUAUUACCUGAACGUAAAAAUUUCAUUCGAUUAUCAUUAAUAAAUCAAAGGGAUAUAUUGGAACGUUUAUCAGUUGAUAAUCUUAUACGUUAUUUAUAUUAUAUAAUUAUUGGUGAUCCAAAUAUCGAUGGUAUCGGUAAUAGUGGUAUCGGUGAUGAAAAUGUUCGAUUAUCAACAUCAACAUCGGGUAAUAAUCAGAAUAAUAAUUUUCGAUUUACACCCGAAGGACAUUAUCUAGUUGAACAAAUUGCUGAUGAUCAUAAUUAUCAACAACAACAGCAACAACAAUCAAUCAUUAAUGGUGGCAGUAUUGGUGUUGGUGGUUAUAAACGUUUUCAAACACCAUUUAUUCAUUCGAUUGAUAAUAAUAAUGAUAUUUCGAAUCGUUUACGUGAUGAUGCAUAUGUAUUGGAUUGGAUUGCUAAACAUCCACAACCACAACCACAAUCGCAACAACAAUCCCAACAACAGCAGCAGCCAUUAUCGAUGAUUUUUAAUAAUGGAAAUGGAACGAAUAUUAUGAAUGCUGGAGCCGCCACAUUGUCAUCAUCGUUCGCUUCAUCAUGGACAUUGAAUGAUGCGAUACAGAAUCAAAAUGGAUUGUGCAACAACAACGUUAGUUUUUCACCAUUUUCAAUCGAUAACAAUAGCAAUAACAACAAUAACAACAUUCGAUCUGAACGAAUUGAACUUGUUGAUCUUAAUCCAUUAUCGUCUUCAUCAUCGCAAUCGUCAUCGUCAUCCACGAUAACAGCAACAGCAACUUCGUCAUCAAUGUUGUUGAAUAAUCAAUUUCAAUUGAAUAUGGAACCAACAACAACAUCAACAACAUUAUCAAUAACAUCA
Dermatophagoides pteronyssinus (European house dust mite) is the source of this 1001-nucleotide messenger RNA. RefSeq lists its product as uncharacterized. The record is from RefSeq and is a predicted model, not a curated record. Lineage: Eukaryota; Metazoa; Arthropoda; Arachnida; Sarcoptiformes; Pyroglyphidae.